Messenger RNA from Lodderomyces orthopsilosis Co 90-125, 924 nucleotides. RefSeq names its product lysophosphatidic acid acyltransferase. Bases 1 to 924 code for a protein of 307 amino acids. The record is from RefSeq and is a predicted model, not a curated record. Lineage: Eukaryota; Fungi; Ascomycota; Pichiomycetes; Serinales; Debaryomycetaceae. The transcript has a single exon.
AUGGAGAAGUUUUCAAAUUGGAGAGAUAAAGCAACUGGUAUAUCACCAUUUAUGCCAAUUCCAUUCCCCAGUUCAUAUCAAAACAAGGGAAACACCAACUACAACACAACCAAAUUCAAUAAAAUCAUAUACCAGACAGUCCUAUUCUUUACAAAAUUACCCAUUUUCUUGACAAAGUUGCCAUUUUUCAUCAUUGCUUCAAUACUAUACACCUUAACUGGAUUUCACAUAUUUUUGAGAUUUGUAUUCACCUUCUUAUUUGGAUUUGCUUCAAUUGAGUAUGCCGUUGAUGGAAUCAAAUCUUCACAAGUGGAAAAAUUACGAAGCUAUAGACCUAAGCGUGGAGAUUUGGUGAUUGCUAAUUACUCUUCUCCUUUGGAUGGAUACAUUAUUGCUUCAAUAGCUCAGUCUACCAAUAUCGUUCUUCUUGUGCCUGAUAAACUGGGUGAUUUGUAUCAAUAUACACCAUGGACUUUAAUCGAUCAUUGUAUCAACCAAAUUCGUGGAACUCCAGUUGAAGAUGUAUCAAAGUUUAAAGAUAAGACAGUGGUGUUGUUCUUGGAAGGUACCACAUCAAACAAUUCGGCAUUGCUACCAUUUAUCAAGUUGAACCCCAAAUAUACCUGGGAUGAAUUUAAUAGUGUUAAAUCAGUAGUGUUGAAAUUGUAUCCGGGAUAUUUCACAUUGCCUAUCCCUAAUUGCUCAAGUUUGUAUUAUUUUUAUCAAUUAUGUACUGACUUUGGCAAGAAAUAUGUUAAGGUCAAGAUUUAUCAAUUUGAUAACGGUGAAAGUGCUAUCGGGAAGUUGGAUUUACCUAAGAUUAGACGUUCAUUUGAAUUAAAUUCUUUAAAUCUGAUCAACCAGGAUUUGAGUAUUGAUGCGAAAGCUAGAUUUAUUGAUUAUUAUUUUACUAAUAGUAAAUAA